AUGAAUGAAGGAAGGAAGAUCUCCAACGGUCUAAAGCAUAUGCCAAGGCAAUCCAAUGUCGGUUCCCAACGUUCAUUGCUUCCUUUCCCUCUGACUCAUAACGGUCACAUUUUCACUCUUCACUAUCACAUGCCAACACACACACUCAACGCUUUCUGGGUCUCUUCAACACAUUCUCUCUCUCUAUCUCUCUCUCUCUCUCUCUCUUCGAUGGAACCCGCGAAAAUUGAUUGGAAGAGACUAGAGUGGAAUUUCGUGGAAGACGAACGCUUCGAGCACAUCAACGCGCCCAAGUGGGUCGACUUCUUGUCCCUUGACCACUCCGUCAAUGAUCACGCUGAUGAAGCUUGGUUCUGCAAGCCUGAUUGUAAACAUCCCAAGACAGCGGAGGAUUUUCUCAGAUCAAUAACUCCUCCUUCCAAGAAGGGCUUUAGUCCGGGUUAUGUUUCCGAGAAUCUUCCGUGCCAUGACAAAAAUAGAAGAGAUGCGAAAAUUAAGAGAAGGAUGCCUGCGCUAUCCUCAGCUUCACCCAAAGCUGAUAAAUUUAGAUUCAACCAAGACAGUGAAAACCAAGAUCCGAAUUUGUUUACUCCUCCUUCUAAACUAAACCCCGUGAAGGAAGCAAUUAAGUCUAGUGAGGAGAAGAAGAAAGUCGUUGAUGACACCUUCGGGGAUCACAAGGUGCCUUCUCUGAGAUCUACUCUAUCUGCCAAAAAUUUGUUUGCGGGGAGGCCAAUUCUGAAUCAAAUCACCGAAUUCUGCAACGAAUUGAAGAAAUUGGCAAUAAGAGCCAGGGAGAGAGAAAAUGCUGAAAAUUUGAGCCCCAAAGAGAGUGUAGAGGUAGUAGAGAACAUCCCUUGUUCUGUUCAACCUUUGACAGAGUCAGAUACAAAUGAGAAAGAAAGGAAGCCAAUGCUGGAAGUAAGUAAGGCUGAAAGAUCGGAGGGAACGUGUGUUAAAGGGAAGCAACAGAGAAAAACAAGACCUGAUGAUGCAGUGAACAUGCCUAUAACUCUUGACUUAGAGAAUCUAAAGCACAAGAGGGAGGAGAGUUUACAACAAAUUCGAACAGAUCCUCCCUCUCCCCAGUGCUUCUCUGCGGCACGUGGAUUCAACAAACCUACACCUUCAAAGCCUUGCAAAUCCCGGCUAAUGGAAAGAGGAAUACUUGGAGAAAUUGAACUAAACAAGGAAAUUGUGAAGAAGGAGUCUCCUGUAGAGAAAAGCAGAAGCACUACAAUAGUUGAUGGAAGAGAAACAAAAGCCUUGGACAUGUUUUGGUUCCUAAAGCCUUGCACACUGUCGAGCUGA
Molecule: messenger RNA, 1311 nt
Organism: Sphenostylis stenocarpa
Lineage: Eukaryota; Viridiplantae; Streptophyta; Magnoliopsida; Fabales; Fabaceae
Source: the annotation of a GenBank genome assembly